This is a messenger RNA of Neogale vison (American mink), 5164 nucleotides long. Its product is annotated as carboxyl-terminal PDZ ligand of neuronal nitric oxide synthase protein-like. The record is from RefSeq and is a predicted model, not a curated record. Lineage: Eukaryota; Metazoa; Chordata; Mammalia; Carnivora; Mustelidae. The transcript has 12 exons. The coding region runs from base 193 to 2220 and encodes 675 amino acids. Gene Ontology annotation, molecular function: nitric-oxide synthase binding.
GGAAUCGUGCGGCCACAGCGCCGCCCGCAGCCGCGCAGCCCGCUGCCGUCCGGCCCUCGGCGCCGCUCGGGUCCCGGCUCCCGCGGCCGCCGCGCGCCCCUCCCCUCCCCUCCCCUCCUCACCCCUCCCGGGUCUGGCCAGCCCCUUCCCGCCGCCGCCUCUGGAGGAGCCGGUCCACCGCGGGUCACCACCAUGCCCAGCAAAACCAAGUACAACCUUGUGGACGAUGGGCACGACCUGCGGAUCCCCUUGCACAACGAGGACGCCUUCCAGCACGGCAUCUGCUUCGAGGCCAAGUACGUCGGAAGCCUGGAUGUGCCGAGGCCCAACAGCCGAGUGGAGAUCGUGGCUGCCAUGCGCCGGAUCCGGUAUGAGUUCAAAGCCAAGAACAUCAAGAAGAAGAAGGUGAGCAUUAUGGUUUCAGUGGAUGGAGUGAAAGUGAUUCUGAAGAAGAAGAAGAAGCUUCUUUUAUUGCAGAAAAAGGAGUGGACGUGGGAUGAGAGCAAGAUGCUGGUGAUGCAGGACCCCAUCUACAGGAUCUUCUACGUUUCUCAUGAUUCCCAGGACCUGAAGAUCUUCAGCUAUAUCGCCCGAGACGGUGCCAGCAACAUUUUCAGGUGUAACGUCUUUAAAUCCAAGAAGAAGAGCCAGGCUAUGCGAAUCGUGCGGACGGUGGGGCAGGCUUUCGAGGUCUGCCAUAAGUUGAGCCUCCAGCACACGCAGCAGAACGCAGACGGCCAGGAGGACGGAGAGAGUGAGAGGAACAGCAGCAGCUCAGGGGACCCAGGCCGCCAGCUUCCUGGAGCCGAGAGGGCCUCCUCGGCCACCGCGGAGGAGACAGACAUUGACGCAGUGGAGGUCCCGCUCCCAGGGAAUGACAUCCUGGAAUUCAGCCGAGGUGUGACUGACCUUGACGCCGUCGGGAAGGAAGGAGGCUCCCACCCGGACCCAAAGGCUUCACCCCACCCCCCGGAGCCCAUGCUGGCGGCCUCGCCCAGGAUGCUCCUUCCCUCUUGCUCGGCGAAGCCCCCAGGCUUGGGCCCAGGGACGCCGCUGUCCUCCCACCACCAGAUGCAGCUCCUCCAGCAGCUCCUCCAGCAGCAGCAGCAGCAGACGCAAGUGGCUGUGGCCCAGGUUCACUUGCUGAAGGACCAGCUGGCUGCCGAAGCGGCUGCGCGGCUGGAGGCACAGGCCCGCGUGCACCAGCUCCUGCUGCAGAACAAGGACCUGCUGCAGCACAUCUCUCUGCUGGUCAAGCAGGUGCAGGAGCUGGAGCUGAAGCUCUCGGGACAGAAUGCCAUGGGCUCCCAGGACAGCUUGCUGGAGAUCACCUUCCGCUCCGGAGGUCUGCCGGUGCUCUGCGACCCCACCACCCCGCAGCCGGAGGACCUGCCCUCACCGCCCCCGGGCGCGGGCCUGGCCGAGCUGGCCCACCCGGCCGGCAGCCCCCUAGUGGACCACGGCAUGUUCGAGAACGUGAACGCCGCCCACGCCCCGAAGCUGCAGCCCAGCUGCUCCUUCCCCCACCUGUCCCGGCUGGCGGCCCCCAGCUCGGCCGCCCCGGGGUCGGGGGUCUGGGUGGGCAGCAGUCAGCACCUCAAGAACCUGGGCAGAGCCGUGGGGGCCAAAGUCAACGACUUCCUGCGGAGAAAGGAGCCCUCGAGUCUGGACGGUGCAGGCGCCAUGGAGAUUAAUAGGACUGCAGGGGCCCGGCUGGCCGGCGGGGUUCCGGGCGAGGAGGCCAGGUCGGCCCUGCCAGAUGCAUUCCCUCGGCUGGAUCCCCCGCCUCCCAUCACCAGGAAGCGAACCCCCCGGGCCCUGAAGACGACGCAGGACAUGCUGAUUUCGUCACAGCCCGUCCUGAGCAGCCUGGAGUACGGGACAGAGCUGUCUCCUGGGCAGCCCCAGGACCCCCUUCCCACUGCGCCACCCGAAGCCCCCCUGGAAAUGGUGGACAAGGGCGAGGCUCUGCCCAAUGGAGAGGUUUCCCUGUCCGUGCCUGACCUGAUUCACCAGGACGGCCAAGACGAACCCAAGCCGAAGACGACUGAGUGCCGAAGGGCCUCCUCCCCGGGCCUCCUGGAGAGGAACGGCCUCAAACUCGGCCUGAGCCCCCCCGACCUGGCCGAGCCGCUGGAGGACGGCAGCUCCCCUCCUCGGGCACGGACCUCCAGCCUUGACAAUGAGGGCCCGCACCCAGACCUGCUCUCCUUUGAGUAGGGCCUCUUCUUCCUGCCAAGCACCCCCUUCCCCUUUGCCAUCUCCUUCCCUGGUCCCCCUAGCCCCCGACCCCGGCUCUGUGUGCCCCUUGCUUCCUGGUGCAGAGAUCAGCAGAGAGCUGGUCCCCCCGCGUGGGCUGUGCAGCGCCAAGAGUCGCUCAGUUGUCCUUGUCAAAGGCUCAUUUUCUGUAAACCUGAGGACCGGUCCUCUGGGUGCCGGCCACAGCCCCGGGGUGUUGGAGCACCUCUACUCCCCCGCCGCCCUGACUUCCCACUGUGCCCCUGCCCCUCUCCUUCCAUAGUCUGGUUCCCCUCUCCUGCCUCGGCUGAGGGAAUCUGGCUGGGUGGGGAAUGAAGGGUUUGGCUGAGGAUGGGCCCAGCCUGGAAAGCGGCCUUACCCUGAGUGCCGCCCAGCCUCCGUUCCGCCCGGUCCUGAGACCACGGAGGCCCCAGGUGGUUGCCUCGCGUCUGGCCUUUGGGUGCGGGCCAGAGGAGACACCAGGCCUGAGACCCGGAGGCAGCCUGGUCGCCGGCGGGUCUCGGGGUGUUUCCCAUCUGAUCAGUUGGGGAACACACCAAGUCCGCCGGGGUGGGGCCCAGAGCCAGGCACUGAGGCGGCCCUGGGGGAAAGGGGUGCGACCUGGCACAUGUGGGCUCCAGGUGCAGAAGGGGAGGCCGGAGCACCUUGCUGCACGGGGACAGGGCUAGGCGGGCCCUGCAGAGGCAGCAGAUGGGCCACCAUCCUGCUUUGGGGGAGGGCCCGGGAACGUGGGGUCCAGGCAGCUGGCCCCAACAGAACCUGGGGCCGAAGUCGUGGAGAAGACAGGAUGAGGCCAGGGCAGCGGCUGGGGGCUCAGAGCAGUUUUCAGGGACCACCCCAUGGCCUGAAAUGAGGCAGAGGUAGGGUCCGGGUAUGGUAAGUGUCCGAGCUGGGGUGACGAACAGGAGACUGCGAUGUGGCAGGAGCCCUGGGACAGGCUCCCUCUCACCAGGCAGGAGGUGUUUGCGCUCGUGUUCAGAUGGCCUGUGACUCCCGUCUCCCUCAAGCAGCCUCUGCCCUGCCUUCCCCUGGCCCAGAUGCCACAUGGUCCUCUCUGCAUCCCGGCCUUCGGGAUCUAUGUCCGGUUCAUCCAGCACUACCCGGUGCCUGGCCUUCUGGGUUAACCCACUUUUAUGUUCCUCUCUCCCACCAGGGACCCUGUCAUGCUGUCUUCCUGUGGCCAGGAAACGCUGUCGGGGGGAGAGCCCAACCCUGGGGGCCUUUGCAGCAAGAAGAGAACCUCCCUUUUGUUGAACAGGGUGGCUGGCUGCCCGGAGAAGCCUGGCGUGGCCCAUCCAGCCGUGGCAGCCGGUGGGCAGUCUUCCUCCUGGGCCUCCUGCUGCCGCCCCUUUUCUGUCCAUUGUUCGGCUCCCCCUGCUCCCCAGCACUGCUCAUGUCCCAUCACCCAGUUCCCGCUCCCCGCCCUCCCCACCUCUGCGUGUGACAUCCAAGCAAACUCCUCUGGACCCAGGAUCCGGGAGCCUGGUGGGAGGUGGCUCAGCAGGGUGCCGGCGGCCCUUCUGGUGUUCUUGCUUCUGGAGCCUCCUGCCCCCUCUCGCACCCCGUCUUCCGUUGCCCCAGAAAGCCGGGCUGCACCGUGUGCUCCUGGCAAAGCCUCAGCUCCCUUUCCCACGAGGGGCCCUGCAGGCCGGGUGCCGGGGCAGGGCAGGUACUGAAGGUCUAGAUCCUGCCACCUUCCUCCAAGAACAUCAUGACAAUAUGAUCUCUGACCCCGAGACUCAGAAGUUCUCGGGACGAGCGUUUGGAAGCCUGUGAGUUCUCCCAGAACAGCUUGGGGUUUUGCAGACAACACAGAGCUGGGGACCGGGGUGGCAGGGUGGCGGGGGCAGAGAACCUAACGGCCUGUGCUGGGAGCUUCCAUGCCAGAAGAUCUGUUUGCUUUUCUGGUGGGAAACUCAGCAGAGCCUUGGCCCCUGGGGCUUCUGCCCCAGAGAUCAGGGUGGCCCCCGCCAAGUGACGGGGCGGCCCGACGUGCGGAGAGCUGGAGGGCCUGGGCUGGCUUAAGCAUGCGCUCUCCAUGCCACACCCAGCCCCUGCUGAGGUCCGGGACCUCAGACUCAGGGUAGCCCAGGGAUCCCGGGUCGUCCCAGGACCAUUGCCAGCCCAACGCUGGAGUUCCUCAGACUCCUGUCUGGUGCCCAACGAGGGCUGGCGGGCCCCUGCUCCCAUCGUGGGCGUCUCCAUGAUCUCCACCCAGGCCAUCGACCUCCCACCGGGGGUGGGGAGGUGGCGAAGCUGCCUUGUGGAGGGGGGGAGGGCUCAAGCCUGAAGUCCCAGCCUAGAUGCCUGGUGUUGGGGCUGAAUGCUGCCCCCAGGCGGCGGCAGUGACAACUUCCAGUCCUCCUGGGGGCCUGGGCCCUGAGCGGCUUCCUGUGUCUGUCUCAACAGCCUGACCUCACUGUGGUCACAGUGUCCCCCCCACGCCCCGCCAAACACACCCUCACAGUGAGUCCAGCUUCUCGCUAUGGGCCACUUGGGUGGCCUGGUCGACGCAAGGGCAGGAUAAUGAGAAACGACCUAUCUUCUGAGCCUGCAUAAGGGAGUUGGGGGCACAGUCUCUUCCCUCCCUGGUACCCACCCCCAGCCCCACUGUACCCCUAGUCGGCACCUAGCCUUCCCCUGAUAAAUCACAGGUGAGCUUCCAGAACCUGGCAGGAGAGUGGCGCUCUCCCCUGCACAGAGAGAGUGAUGUCUGUGUGACGUACGUGGACGGUAUGAAGACAAAUGGGCAUAGCUAGGCCCAUCGGCUUUGAAAGAACAAAGAGCUUGGCCCCACUGUGGGAGAGGAACUUUACAGAUCUGAGUAUUUUCUAGAGAUUUUAUAUUUAUAUUUUUAGUAGUGUUCUGGUAGAAGGAAAGUACAGAAUAAAACGAUCUGGUUUGG